Molecule: messenger RNA, 1571 nt
Organism: Carassius gibelio (silver crucian carp)
Lineage: Eukaryota; Metazoa; Chordata; Actinopteri; Cypriniformes; Cyprinidae
Gene: tbx22
Product: T-box transcription factor 22
Exons: 7
Coding region: 71-964 (297 amino acids)
Biological process (GO): heart looping; regulation of transcription by RNA polymerase II; cell fate specification
Cellular component (GO): nucleus
Molecular function (GO): DNA-binding transcription factor activity, RNA polymerase II-specific; RNA polymerase II cis-regulatory region sequence-specific DNA binding
Source: RefSeq, a predicted model, not a curated record
UGAACACAGAGCGCUCAGAGGAGAGCAGAGAAAGAUGUGUACUGGUCUCUUCAUCUGAUCUCCGCUCACAAUGCAGGCGCUCUUCACAGAUGAUCCAGAGGAAAGAUGCAAGAAGAUGAAGGUGGAAGAUCUGAAGAAGCACAGAGACGCACCGGCAGAAACUUUCAUCGACAAACAGGAUCAGCGAAGAAACAAUAAGAAGAAAAGCGUGAAGCCCAGCAGAUCUGCAGGCACAGAAUGUGAAGCUGCGAGAGAAGUCGGAGUAGAUCUUGAAGGAUCUGACCUGUGGAAGAGAUUUGAUGAGAUCGGCACAGAGAUGAUCAUCACUAAAGCUGGGAGGAGAAUGUUCCCCUCGCUCCGAAUCAAGGUGCACAAUCUGGACCCCCACCAGCAAUACUCCAUUGCCAUGGACAUCACGCCUGUGGACUCGAAGAGAUACAGGUAUGUGUACCACAGCUCUCAGUGGAUGGUGGCUGGGAACACGGAUCAUUCCUGCCUUCCUCCUCGUCUGUAUGUCCACCCGGACUCGCCGUCUUCAGGACACAGCUGGAUGAGACAGAUCAUCAGCUUCGAUCGAGUCAAACUCACCAACAACGAGAUGGAUGACAAAGGCCAUAUCGUCCUGAAGUCGAUGCACAAGUACAGGCCCCGCAUACACGUGAUUGAGCUCAGUCCUGUCCAGACUCUGGUGUCUCUGCCGGAGGAUGGCGUCUGCUCCUUCUCCUUCCCUGAGACUCAGUUCAUCACAGUCACAGCCUACCAGAACCAGCAGAUAACAAAACUGAAGAUCGACAGGAAUCCGUUUGCCAAGGGCUUCAGGGAACGAGAUGGAGGCGUGCUGGGGUCGUAUGCAUGGCACAGUCCUUUUAACCUCCACUUCAAAUCUAUUGCUAUGGAGCUACCGGGUAUGUUUCAUCUAGUCAUCAUUUCAGAUCAGAUGUUCAUUAACAGUAGUUUGCAUUAAGAGCCGUCGUGCAUUGAUCUGAUGUUGUGUAGCUCCAGCAGGCCUGGCUCUCUCCUCCUCAGGUCCAUCCUUCUCUCCAGCGCGUCCCGUCAGCUUCUCAAGCCCUCAGUGCUGCAGUCUCCUCACAUACACAGCACACUGCAGCUUCUGCCUGGCCAAACUCAACACUUACGCUGGGCUGAGACCCGUGUUAGAUCUGCCCCUCGUGACGGCGCUCCAGAGAGGAGACUCCAGAAGUGCUCAGAGACACAACAGAGAGCCAGUCUUUGUGUCUCCCUACAGCUACGGUUCCCCCGCGAGCCGCCGCUUCUCUACUGUCACUCAUCACCUACAGCUGGCUCACACUGAGAGCCUGUUCACCUAAUGCCCCUAGUGAGGGCACUCGAAGCCCCAUACAGCAGGAUCUCGUGAGCACAGAAACUGACUGUAAAUAUGGACAGUGUGUGAAUAGUACCAUUUUUGUAUGAACAACUUUAGAGAAAUAAAAAUGUUUAUGAAUCCUUACUGAAUCUAUGAACAUUCCAUGGAAUUAACCCGUUGAUUCUGUUGUAUUUAUAAUCCGUAAUAAUAAUGUUUUCAGUGCUGUUAGAGAAAAAAAAAUAAAAAA